This is a messenger RNA of Caretta caretta (loggerhead turtle), 1908 nucleotides long. RefSeq names its product HSPA (Hsp70) binding protein 1 (gene HSPBP1). NCBI's taxonomy places the organism in Eukaryota, Metazoa, Chordata, Testudines, Cheloniidae. The record is from RefSeq and is a predicted model, not a curated record. Gene Ontology annotation, molecular function: adenyl-nucleotide exchange factor activity. Gene Ontology annotation, cellular component: endoplasmic reticulum.
GCCCCGCCCCCCGCCCGUCCGGCUAAGAUGGCGGCGCCCAGGGCUGGGAGUGGGGAGCGCGCGGCGCGGUAGGGGCAGACCCUCUUGUGGUGCCAGCAGUGGGAGCCGGACGUCAGCGACCCCCCCCCCCCCCGUCACAGGCCGAGAGCUCAGCGCGGACCCAGCGUCUGGUAACCCCUGGACCCCCCGGACCUAGGGCCCGUGGCCAAGGCGCCGGCUCUUUGGCCCCGCACUGCCCCAGCCAUGGCUGAAGGGGGCGCCGGGGGGAAUCAGCCGCCGCGCGAGCAUCCGCAGAACCUGCAGGGGCUGCUGCAGAUGGCCAUCACCGCUGGCAACGCCGAGCCCAGCCAGCUGGAGCCCAUGUCUGACGAGCGGCGGCAGUGGUUGCAGGAAGCCAUGGCCCAGGCGUUCAGGGGGCAGCUGGAGGAGGUGGAGCAGAUGAAGGAGUGUUUGCGGAUGCUGGAGGCCGUGUCCCCUGGAGGGGACGGCGGGGAGACCUCGGAGCCGGCCGAGGGGGACCCCUCCCGCCAGGCCAGCGCGCUGGAGCUGCUGGCUGAGCUGUGCGAGAACUUGGACAACGCCGCAGAUUUCUGCAAGCUGGACGGGAUGCGGCUGCUGGCUCAUCGCUACCUGGAGCACCCCAUCCCGGAGCUGCGCUGGCGUGCUGCCCACCUCGUGGGCACCUGCGCCCAGAACGUGCCCAAGGUGCAGGAGCAGGCCCUGGCGCUGGGCUGCAUGCGCAAGCUGCUGCGGCUGCUGGACCACGACGGGGCCGACGCGGUGCGCAUCAAGGCGCUCUUUGCUAUCUCCUGCCUGGUGCGCGCCCAGGAGGGGGGCCUGCAGCAGUUCCUGCGGCUGGACGGCUUCUCGGUGCUGAUGCGCGCCAUGCAGAGCCCUGUGGAGAAGCUCAAGGUCAAAUCCGCCUUCCUGCUGCAGAACCUGCUGCUGGACCACCCGGAGCACAAAGAGACCCUGUGCUCCAUGGGGAUGGUGCAGCAGCUGGUGGCUCUGAUCCGCUCUGAGCACAGCCCCUUCCAUGAACACGUCCUGGGGGCCCUCUGCAGCCUGGUGACGGAUUUCCCCCAGGGGGUGCGGGAGUGCCGGGAGCCGCAGCUGGCGCUGGAGGAGCUGCUGAGGGAGCGCUGCCAGCUGCUGCAGCAGCAGGAGGAGUUCCAGGAGGAGCUGGAGUUCUGCGAGCGGCUCCAGCGUGUCUGCUUUCAGACGCCCCCCGACGACAGCAGCAUGGAUCGAUGAGUGCCCCCACCCCCACCCCGGAUCGGUGACUUCCCUGAGGUGCCCACUCCUCAGAAUGGUGGUUUCUUCCCGGCCUUUUCUGUUGUCUCGUGUGGGUGGCUUUUCUGAGGGCCCCUGGCUGCCUGCCCCCGCCACCCCACAUGGGGCUGGGGAGAGGGGCUGGAGCCACCCCAGAGAGAAGGGCCCUCAGCUGGAUCAGAACCAGGAGCCUCUGGCCCCCAUUUGUUCUGUGUAGAUCCUGCAAGAGACACCCCCUCCUCCCCGCCACUCGAGUUGUAAUGGUGAAUUCAGGGAGCGAGGGGUGAAACUGAGAACACUUCCCCACCGGUGAGGUCUCUAGGGGGUGCCGCCAGAGCAGGAGACUGGCUGGCUGCGGGGGGGGCGUAGGGAAUGGGGCACAGGGUCUUUCCCUCUGGGGAGUGCCGGCCCUGAUCGGGACCCACCUGAGCGUGUGGGGGUGCCGACUGACUUGGGAGACCAGAGGAUAGGUGCUAUGCCCAUUGCUGUCACAUGCUCCCCAUGUCGGGGGGGGGGGGUCUAAGGGACAGGGUGGGGGGAUGAGCUGGGGGGGUGCAGCUUGGGGCCCUCCUGCUCUGCCUCUUCCUGUGUUCUUGUUGCCAGUGGUUUUCUAAUAAAAGUUCUGCAUUGGGUGGA